Molecule: messenger RNA, 1053 nt
Organism: Fusarium venenatum
Lineage: Eukaryota; Fungi; Ascomycota; Sordariomycetes; Hypocreales; Nectriaceae
Source: RefSeq, a predicted model, not a curated record
AUGGCUUUGCCAAGGUUGAUGAUUGCUGGUUUUGCAGCACUGGCCUCGGUAGUUUAUGCAAGCCCGUGUAAGCCAUCGUCCGUGACAGUCGUUACAACCUCUUCUACCGAAACUGCCACUGCUGCUUCAGGCUCAUCGUCCAUUGACAUUCACUCAUUUUCUUCUCUUUUCACCACUACUUCAGUUGAGACUUCGAUCACGUCCGAGUCUCGUAGUUCCUUUUUGUCUUCUUAUACAACAACUGCCUCGUCGGACUCUGUCUCAAUUGACUCGUCAUCCUUCCUAUCCACGGACACUUUCUCGUCACAGCCUACGUCUACAUUGCAAGCGACAUCAUCUGCGAAGCCUACAGCAACCACUGAACAGCCUACAACUACUAAUACCGAUAUGACCACUUCAACUAAAGCCACCACGACCAUCUCCCAAUGCAAUAGCGUGGAUCCACUGACGACAGUUGCCUUGGCCAACCCGACCCCUGUUUUUGAUAAUAUUGACCAUGACGAUGACUCUGUCCCUAUUGUCCUUCCAUUCGGUAUUGGGUCAAGUGGUUCAACUACUAUCUAUAUCAGCUCCAACGGAAUAGUAUCACUUGGCAGUGGGGCCGAUUAUUUCAUCAAUGAAGACCUCCCAUCUGGAUCCAUCCCUGCCAUAGCGUAUCUACCGUACUGGGACGAUAUGUAUAUGUCGAGAACGUAUAAAAACACAAUCGUCUACGAAGUGUUUGAAGGCAAAUUUGGUACCCAAGCUACUAUUGAGUGGGUUGUUGGCAAGGGUACAAACACCAUAUUUCAUUUCGACAUCAGCUUUUUACAGGACCAUCCCAAUGCGGUCAGAUUCCGGUACUAUACAACGCCAGACAAGGGGUCAAGCGCAACAGUCGGCACACAGGAUCGAGACAGUGGCAAGGUCAUUAAAAUUGGAUACAACGCGCCAAACAGUAUCGCGGAUGGUACUGCCAUAAUUCUGGACACUCAGUCCGGAAGCCAUGUGAUCCAAACUUUUGAUAACACUGAGUGUGGGAAGGACGCGGAUCGGAAUGCUGAUAGUGAAUAA